Postia placenta MAD-698-R-SB12 is the source of this 618-nucleotide messenger RNA. RefSeq lists its product as hypothetical. Gene Ontology annotation, molecular function: endonuclease activity. Gene Ontology annotation, biological process: mitochondrial DNA repair; nucleotide-excision repair; response to UV. The annotation marks the transcript as partial. NCBI's taxonomy places the organism in Eukaryota, Fungi, Basidiomycota, Agaricomycetes, Polyporales, Adustoporiaceae. The transcript is spliced from 5 exons. The record is from RefSeq and is a predicted model, not a curated record. Gene Ontology annotation, cellular component: mitochondrion; nucleus.
CAUUGUCAGAUGAUGCGCUACAUGGAUCUCGACCAGGACAGUGUGAUCAUCAUCCAUAUGGGGGGCGUGUACGGCGACAAGGACGGUGCGCUCGCGCGUUUCCGCGAGAACUACACCACGAAGCUCACGGACGAGAUGAAGGCGCGGCUGGUACUCGAGAAUGACGAGAUAUGUUACAACCCAGACGAGCUGCUCCCUAUAUGCGAGGAGCUGAGCAUCCCCAUGGUGCUGGAUUAUCACCACAAUUGGAUAAAUCCGAGUGUGCUCCCAUUUCCGGAGCUCUUGCCUCGCAUUGCAGCAACAUGGACGCGGAAGGGCAUCCGACAAAAGCAGCACCUCAGCGAGCCGCGUCCGGGCGCAGAGAGCAUCAUGGAGAAGCGCGCGCACGCUGACCGGUGCCAGGAGCUGCCCGAAGUCCUUGUUGGCGGCGACGUCGAUUUAAUGAUUGAGGUCUCCAUCUGCGUCCCUUAUUCCGACGCGAAGGACAAGGAACAGGCCGUGUUCCACCUAUACCGCAUAUACGGCCUCGAACCCGUUAUUCAUGCGAAUCUGCGCCCGGAGAACCCGCCGAAACCGUUCAUCCGCGGGAAGGGAUGCGUAGCUGCCGAGGACGAUUAG